AUGGAAACUCACCAUGUUAUGAUGUUGACCACUCGUGAUCAAAGAUCUACCAUUGAUAGGCCCACGCUUGGUCUCGACGACGCUGAACAUCAUGAGCCUGCAGAGGUUCAAGAUGUCCACACAAUGUAUCAAGGGAUCCAAAUCAAGGAUGAACUUAUCACUAUCCUUCCGGGCCAGAUAACCCUUCUUACUGCCCAAGUGGCGGCUCUUCAAGUCGACCGGGCUGGGUCCAACACAAUCUCACCUCUGACGCAUGCAGAGACACCUAGCUGGGAAGGCAACGCGGGGAUUGAAGCAUACAAAGUCCUCGGAAACUCCCAUCUUUCUUCUCCUUACGCUCAGCUUCUACCCGAAACCAGCGAGGAAGUAGUUUCAGUGGGCAGCCGCCUCACUCAUAUCAACCAACUUCCUUCUCGAUCUCGAGCCUUCGUUAAAUCAUUUUCUGCAAUUGACGCGGCUGCCGCCUUCUUCCGUCGAAGCCGCUGGAGUCAACAUACAUCCACACCUAUCGCUGCCUCCGGAUCCGGAAAUAAUUCCUCCUCACCGUUUAACAGCACUUGGAUAGUCUAUCGGAUGGCUGUGGCUGCUUCUGGACAGCUAAAUCUUGAUGAGUCCCCCUCUUGGGGUUCUCGUGGUGUGGAUUGCUUUGAGAAAUUGGAGCAGAUUGGUGAAGGGACUUAUGG
Messenger RNA from Phalaenopsis equestris, 683 nucleotides. RefSeq lists its product as uncharacterized. The record is from RefSeq and is a predicted model, not a curated record. The transcript has 5 exons. Lineage: Eukaryota; Viridiplantae; Streptophyta; Magnoliopsida; Asparagales; Orchidaceae. The annotation marks the transcript as partial.